UUCGCCGCGGCCGCCUCCGCUGCGGGCCCGAAACAAUAGUGCAGGAGCCCGAGCCGCGCUCGGAUCCGCGGCGGCGGCGGUGACGGCGGCCCACGGAGCCGGACGGGACCUCGGCUGGGGAGCCCGGAACUCGGGACUUGGCGAAAACACAACCAGAUUCCCCCAGCGAAGUUGCAGAGCUCUGUCCUGAACUGGUCCUGCUCUGCGCUCUGCCAACUUGGUUGGCAGAACCCGGGCAGCUGAGCAAUCUGUGUGUGGGGCACUAUGAACGAAGAGGAGCAGUUUGUAAACAUUGAUUUGAAUGAUGACAACAUUUGCAGUGUUUGUAAACUGGGAACAGAUAAAGAAACACUCUCCUUCUGCCACAUUUGUUUUGAGCUAAAUAUUGAGGGCGUUCCAAAAUCUAAUCUUUUACACACCAAAUCACUAAGGGGCCAUAAAGACUGCUUUGAAAAAUUCCAUUUAAUUGCAAACCAGGAUUGUCCUCGAUCUAAGCUUUCCAAAAGUACAUAUGAAGGAGUUAAAACCAUUUUGAGUAAGAAGAUAAACUGGAUUGUACAAUAUGCACAAAAUAAAGAUCUGGAGUCCAAUUCUGAAAGUUCUAAAAACUCCCAACAUCACCUGUUUAAUUUCAGGCAUAAGCCAGAUAAGAAAUUACUCCCACAGUUUGACUCUCAAGUGCCAAAAUAUUCUGCAAAAUGGAUAGAUGGAAAUAAGAGUAGCAUUUCAAACUGUAAACAAAGGAUUUUGGAGCAGAGGGGAAAUACAGACUUUGGGCUGGCUAUGUUACAAGAUUCAAGUGCCACUUUAUGCCGUGACAGUGUAGUGUGGCCCCACAGUUGCAAGCAGGCACAGAAAAAAGAAGAGGCAAUCUCUAGUCCAGAGGCGAACGCCCAGAGACAGAAUCUACAAUUCAGCAGAGAGGAAUUGAACUCAAUGACACUUGGUGAAGUAGAGCAACUGAAUGCAAAGCUCCAACAGCAAAUCCAGGAAGUUUUUGAAGAGUUAUCACACCAAGUUCAAGAAAAAGAUUCUUUGGCCUCAGAGCUCCAUGUCCGCCAUGUUGCCAUUGAACAGCUUCUCAAGAACUAUUCCAAGUUACCAUGCCUGCAAGUUGGACGAACAGGAAUGAAGUCACACUUUCCCAUAAACAACUGAACCAGACAUCACAUACUCUACCCUUCAUUGGUCUGCCAAGCAUGCAAACUUUGAAGAAAUUUGAAGAAAGUUCAUGGUCCAUAUUUUUAUGAUCAUUUCUUUAAUUUGAAGAGCAUAAGGAGAUAUCGAAUAUCCUUGUCUAAUAAAGUAGAUCCCUGUCUUCUAGGGUUAUCAUUUGGCUUCAUUUUGGGAAUCUUUUACCUAUUGUUUACUAAAUGCUUGUCCCUAAUUUUCACACCAUGUACCUAUUUAAAUAUACUGUUAACAGUGUGAUUUUAUUAAACAUUUUAAUAUAAUGCCAAGACAAUAGAAGAUUAAGAAACUAUAUUAAUCUAAACUACUAAAGAUAAUUUUAAAAGGGAAAUGGAAUUCAUAAAUCACCUCUUAUUUAUUAUGAGCAAUAUUUUAAUAUAAAAUUUUAUAUACAAAACUGCUAUUUUAGGUACUUCAUUCCCUUUAUAAAUGUGUAUUUGAAAUGGCACCAUAUAUUUACACUUUCAUGUGUAAAUAUGUUCACCCAUAUUUCAGAUCAGUGCAUUUUAUUCUUUUUAAUACAGUGUUUUUACAACUGUUACGUUGCUUUCCAAAGAUAAAUGUAUUUUGGAGUAGCAAUCUAUCUAGUUCAGUCUUCUGAUAAAUUAAGAAGGCAAAAUGAAUAACUUGGAGCAAAUAAUCAAGUACAUAAAAUACAUUAUUUUGUUUUCUAACUAUAGCAAUUCCAAGUUAAUUUAGUAAGAGAAUAAUGAGCUAAUUUCUGUAUCUAUUUUUUUGUCCCCAUAGAAAUCACAUUGUUACUUUCCUUCUAAAGACUUGUUAUAUUAGGCUUGGGACAGAAUAAGUGAAGCCUCACUUCCAAGUCAAAUGUAAUAUAUAUUUUCAAAUAGAAAUUAGUGUACUAUUUUUGGAAAAAAGAAUUCUGUGUGCCACUUCAGAUACAUUUCAAAAAAUUCUUAUUAAAUGGUUCAAAUUUUGUUUUCUAUAUCAUUUCAAUCAAUGCUUAAGAGUGCAUUUCAAAAUAUUUUUCUAAACUUUAAAGUCUAAUGGGAAAGAUAAAAUUUCUUGACACAAGAAAAACAAAACUCCUAAUUCAACAUAAUAAGCUCACACAAAAGGACAUUCUUAUAAGCUGCCUAUGUUUUCAGUGUUCUUAACUAAUAGUUUGUGUAAAGCAACUAGAUAAAUUUUAAUGUUCUAUAGUAAAAAGUAUAUCCAUGGUCUAUAAAUUCUAUCUUUAAAUGAUACUUAGGAUGUGUUUUCUCUAUGCUUGAAAUAAUCUAAAAAAAGAAAAUCUCCAUUAACUUGGCAGCUUCAUGUAUAAAGAUAUAGAUGACUUCUGCCUUAAAUUUGACAGCCAAUACUGGCUUGGGUCAGAUUUCAAUCUUAAACACAAACAGUAUUUGACUAUUCAAAAAAAAUGUUUCCAUCCAAUUAAAAACAACUUUUUUGUAAUGCUAUAAUGUAGUAUUAAAUUUCCCUGAAGGUAUUAAUUGAUAUGCCAUUAAUUUUGUUUUGUUUUUCUUUGAAAUAUGCUAAACAAACAGGCUUUUAAGUGUAGAAGAAAACCCCUUUCAAAUUCAGUUCUUUGAGAGCCAUCUAAAAUGAACUUACAAUGCAAGGAGUGAGAUGGAUGUAUUGCCUUAGUUUUGAUAAGCUUUAAAUUGAAUGUGUGCAACUGGAAAGUGUCUAAAUUUACAAAUUGGAUUAAAGACAUGUUCUGGUCAUGCCAAUAAGUAUUUUAGUGUUUAGUUGUUAUGGUUACACUUUGAAAUUUGAAUUUAUUCUUUUUUGGCAUAAUUAGUUAAUAUUAUGAGCAAAUGUGGUUGCACAUAUUUGGGCUUCUGUUUAGAUGACUUCAGGACAGUCAUAAAAGUUUGCAGUGUGUUGCAGUUGAUACCAGUAGUAGUGUAUUUCCAGAACAUGAGCCAUAUGGUGCAAUCCUAAAUACAACAGUGUUAUCCAAAGAAAAUGUUUGCUCCUCUCUUAAAGAGCUUCCUGGCAAGUAUGUGGCUUUACUAAUGAGUUUGAAAUCAUUGUGUGGGAAUGUGCAUGUACUAAGAUCUUAAUUAGGGACUCCAAUUUAAUCCAUGUAGAUAUUGCUACUUAAUCUUCUCAAAGGAAAGGUGCUCUAAAACUAUCUGUGGUGCUAGUACUAAUACCUAGUACUUAUUCCAUUGAAUUUCUAGAAAAAAAUCAUUGAGAUAUUUUGCAUAACGUUGUAUCUUAAUAUUUGUUAUACAUAUUUCUGUGCUUUCUUGAUUGAAUAUGCAAUUGCUAUAUAUGCAAAAAUGAGGAUCAGGGACAGAGUUGAGUACUAGUGAGAGAACAUGAACUACAUACACAUAGACCAGUUUCCAAACUUGGCUGUUCUGUUGUCAGUACAUGAGAAAGUUUUUUUAAAAAUCUCAAGGGUGGCUUCACUUUCAAGACAACAAGAGACAUAUUGUUAUACAGUCAUUACUGACUUUUCAGAGCUUCUGUAGUCAAGGACAGGAAAUAAUUUUUUUCAUCUUUGAUCACCAUAUGAUGGUUUUCUUUAAAGGUUAGGUUUUCUUCUGUUUACCAUACUGGAGGCCAUGAGUGUGAUCCCCAUUACUAUAAUAAAGUUUUUAAAUUAUCCAACUUUAUUUUUAUCCUUUUGACUAAUAUUAACAUCUAAAUUAGUCCUUUGAGCUGGGGCAUAUUAUCUCAUACUUAUGAUCCAAGCUAGCUACUCAGGAGGCAAAAAUCCGAAUAAUCAUGCAAAAAGGUUAGCAAGACCCCAUCUCAAGAAGCCAAGUAUGUUGAGCAUAUUCCUUUAAUUAACAGCUACAUGGAAGACAUAGAUAAGAUUGGAGUCUAAGGCAGGCUAAUGAAAUAUGAGAAGACUUAUCAGAAAAAGAAAAUGAAAAAUGGCCAGGAGUCAUUGCUCAAAUGGUAGAACACCUUCACCUCAAAGCUCAGACCUGUCAAAAAUAAGUCCUUUGAAAAAGAACGUGCACUUGAGGCUCCAACAAGACGAUACUCAAGCAGCCUAGCAAUAUUUUGUUCGGUUAUAUAAUCCUUUAUGUAAAAUGUUGGAGUAAAGAGAUACCCUUAGUUUUCCAACAUAUGUGUUCAUUUCACCAGAAAGUGCCCAUUUUUAUACAUUUAAAAAUUUACAGUAUCAAGCUUAUGUUG
Messenger RNA from Perognathus longimembris pacificus (Pacific pocket mouse), 4314 nucleotides. It is a transcript of the gene C5H21orf91, whose product is annotated as chromosome 5 C21orf91 homolog. NCBI's taxonomy places the organism in Eukaryota, Metazoa, Chordata, Mammalia, Rodentia, Heteromyidae. The record is from RefSeq and is a predicted model, not a curated record. Bases 265 to 1158 code for a protein of 297 amino acids. The transcript has 6 exons.